Molecule: messenger RNA, 559 nt
Organism: Scophthalmus maximus (turbot)
Lineage: Eukaryota; Metazoa; Chordata; Actinopteri; Pleuronectiformes; Scophthalmidae
Gene: uqcrb
Product: cytochrome b-c1 complex subunit 7
Exons: 4
Biological process (GO): mitochondrial electron transport, ubiquinol to cytochrome c
Source: RefSeq, a predicted model, not a curated record
AAUAUAAGUAAAUGUUUGUCCUUCUGCCCUGUGAAGUUGCACCAUGACCUCAUAGUCAUUACCCAUGACGCACCGCGGUCGUCCUCAGUGUUCAAGAUGGCGUCGAGGGCACCAGUUGCAACUGGCAGGCUUAUGCUUGGAUUCCAAAAAUGGUAUUACAACACGUGUGGCUUCAGCAAGAUCGGUUUAAUGCGUGAUGACACGAUCCAUGAGGAUUCAGAUGUGAAAGAGGCCCUGAGGAGGCUUCCAGAGAAGGAAUACAACGACAGAAUCUUCAGGAUCAAGAGAGCUCUGGAUCUGUCGAUGAAGAUGCAGAUCCUUCCUAAAGACCAGUGGACGAAAUAUGAGGAGGAUGUCAGCUACCUGUCACCAUAUCUGAAUGAGGUGAUCCGUGAGCGGAAUGAAAAAGAAGAGUGGAUGAAGAAAUAGAUGGUUCCUGGUGAACGCUGUUAAUUCUAGUCUUCGGUCAGUGCGUGGUUGUCCCCUGGAGUAAUAUUUAAAUUGAAAUGUGAACUGUAUAAGGCAGUACUCAUUAAAGAAAUAAACAUUUUCAAAGAUA